AUGUCCAUUGUUUUGUUAAGACGGCAGCCAACAGGAAAAGUGGUGCUAUAUAACUCACAUUCAAAUGAACUCUCAAUACAUGCGGAGGACGAGUCUGAUAUGAUCCUCCAGUCAGAUUCCAGCGAGCUCCUAUAUCCCACCAAACAGAUCUCGAGCACCGAGGCUCAAAGAUCAUUCCUCACCCCCCAGUCUUCGGCUUGCCCGCUGUGCCGCCAUCCCUUCAAGACUUCAAACUCGACCUCUUUUAAUUCACGCGACGCCGAUCGCACAACUCCCCCGUAUACUGCAGCAUUUUUGAACCCCUUAAGAGCUUUGCCACCGCCAGAACGUAAUUCACACGAGGACGGAAAUCAAGCUCAAUGGGUCGAUCGGCCGGGUGAAACCAUUAUCGACGCAUCCUACUUCAGAUUAUUAUCCAGGACCUCAACUCCUCAGCCCAGUCGGCCUGUCACACCAUCUCGCCGCUCUAAAUCAAGGAACCCUUCCUUAUCUUUUUCACCCGCCUCACCCUCGAUUCAUCCGGACACUUCUGCCUCUUCAAUCGAUCCAGACGAAGCAGAGGACUUAGGCAAUGCAUAUCGAGUGGAUGGUUAUUACGAGAGGUUCUUUGUAGAAGAGCUCAAAUUAGGAAGGGGUGAAAAAGGCUCAGUAUUUUUAUGCACUCAUGUGCUGUAUGGUCACCCGGUUGGACAUUUUGCAGUCAAAAAGAUCGCUGUCGGUCACUCUGGUCCUGAGUUGUUGAAAGUUUUGAGCGAAGUAAAGUGUCUUGAAACUCUACGACAUCAAAAUAUAACUCAAUAUCACCAUGCAUGGAUAGAAAAAGCCCAGUUAUCCAGAUUUGGCCCACCGGUUCCGGUUCUUUUUAUUUUGAUGGAUUACGCCAAUGGUGGUACCUUAGAUGGCUACAUUGAAACCCGAAAAGGAGCCAAAGCCUUCAAGAGUAAUGAAAACCAACAUGACACUGAUCCAGAUAGUCAUCAAGAUCCCGAAGCAGCAGCAGAUGUUGAAAGACGAAGACAAGAGAAAGAACAAUUCAGACGCCGCAAAAAUGCUCAUAAACCAGGUCCGACCACAGCUGCGGAAACAAACGAGUCUUACCUUCGAACAAAUUCAGAUUCACAGCAUGCACAGAAUAUGAACCAGCUUGACAACCUUCAUGAUACCUCUCGAAGUAAUCAUGGGCAAUCUGGAUUAGCGAUACAUCUGUUUGGACUGGAAGAAAUCUUGAGCUUUUUGAGAGAUACCUGCAAUGGAUUGGCAUUUCUACAUUCUCAGGGUAUCCUUCAUCACGAUUUGAAGACUGAAAAUGUGCUGUUACAUUGGGAACACCAAAACAGUAUAAUUCCUAAAGCUCUGAUAUCCGACUUUGGAAGCUCGAUUGACCAAUCGGAGAACCGACGGCGUCAAAGAAGUACUCUGGAUUGGGUUCCGCCAGAAUCGUUGAAGAAGGAUCCUCGGACUGGUCAACUGUACGAAGUCACUCAGACAGGUGAUAUGUGGCAACUUGGCCUGGUACUUCAUUGUCUCUGCUUUUUCAGGUUGCCCUACACAGAAUCGGAUGACAUUGACCGUCUACGAGAGGAAAUCCAAAGAUACCCUGGAUAUAUAUUUCCUUCAAAUCCAAGAGAUCAAUUCUCCAUCGACUCUCAAUCCGUCGGUUCUCAUGUACCAGACCGCUUGGAUCUACCUCGGCCGUUGAUGAAACUUCUGGCCGGUCUACUGUGUCUGGAUCCUAGUUUAAGGCCAAGCUGUUCUACUGUCUUGAAAUGUAUUGAAAACAUUCGCCAAUCUACCUUGGCUCCUACAAACGGUGUCUCUUUAGCUACUAAAUCGUUGAACAGAAAAACUACGAGUACAAAUGGGGUACCAAGUUCCUCGAGAAACACUGAUCUCAAUGUCCGCAACUUGAACCCUACGGUGAACUCGCCUCGUGACGAGUCAGGUCAAUUGACGGUAAUGAAGAGACGUGGAUACUCGAAGUCUUCUGUCGAGGAGGAAGGGCUGAACACCACCUUUAGCAACGAAGAUGUACACGCGACAAAUGCGAAUGUUCUUCAUUCACGAGCCUCGAUGAAUAAGCUACUGGGCCGCCCUCGUACCUCCGCGGAAGAGUCGCGCACUAGGACCCCGAGCUUGUUAGGUGUCAGAUCCUCCUUGUUCGAACAGUCGCCUCGUCAUUUCCGAAUGCAAGUGUAUAUCGGUUGUUUGGUGAUCAUCAAAUCUGCUAUUUUCCUUUCAAAGGUGGGUACCUUUUUGGAUGGCACAAGAGGGACACUGAUGCUUACAGUAAUCAAUGUGGUAGAAUUGACAUUAUGUAACUGGGCUAUCACUAUCUCGAUCACUUUGAUAGAGUUGAUCUUGUUGAUUAUCUAUUGGUCAUGAAACCUAUGUAUAUCUAAAUCUUCUACAAUUUAUUUGCAUGUCUUGCUUGUUGGCAUUUUCUCUUUACUUCAAAUUAUUAUCUGUUCACAUCUUAACCUCUUGGAUCGAGAUCAAUCUUUGUAUGGUAUGUACGAGUCAGUUAUGCAUUUUCGCUUGUACUUUGUACUGUUUUUUGCGCCACAGAUUUUGUUGUUAUAUAGGUUUUUGAUUCUUAU
This is a messenger RNA of Melampsora larici-populina 98AG31, 2597 nucleotides long. RefSeq lists its product as uncharacterized. The record is from RefSeq and is a predicted model, not a curated record. Gene Ontology annotation, biological process: protein phosphorylation. Gene Ontology annotation, molecular function: ATP binding; protein kinase activity. Bases 1 to 2382 code for a protein of 793 amino acids. NCBI's taxonomy places the organism in Eukaryota, Fungi, Basidiomycota, Pucciniomycetes, Pucciniales, Melampsoraceae. The transcript is spliced from 9 exons.